This is a messenger RNA of Linum trigynum, 3478 nucleotides long. The record is from the annotation of a GenBank genome assembly. NCBI's taxonomy places the organism in Eukaryota, Viridiplantae, Streptophyta, Magnoliopsida, Malpighiales, Linaceae.
UUUGCUUAGUCGCUUUACCCUAAAUUAAAAAAUAAAAUCUAAUUUGUAUAUUUAACUAUUAAUUGUAAAGGUAAUUAAUUUUGUAUUCGAUAAUACCGAUUGGGAUAUCGAAAUAUUUAGGGAUUGGGAUUGGGAUACCGAAAUUAUGUAGGGAUUGAGAUUGGGAUUGAUUUUACUUUUUAGGAUGCAAUUCAGUAUUCGAAAUUUCGGUAUUUGGUAUUGGGAUACCGAUACCGUACCGAUUUCCACCCCUAGGUGUGGCGGUGGCAAAAUUGUGCAUAGGUGUUGGGUGGGGGGGGGGGGGGAACACGAGCGGGGAAAGCAUCAACGAUAAGUCGUCUAUGUGGCUCCGGAUUUUUUUCUAUUUUUCUUUUAUUCAAAAAUAAUAAAAUAGUUAUUAAAAAUUAAUUUGACCCAAAAAUUUAAUAUAUUUCCACGCCAACUCAGCAUUCAAUAUGCCACCUCAACAUUAGUUCACAUAAAUUCGGACAGAAAACUAACGAUUCACUAUUUUUAUAUUUAAAAGAUUUUGCUAAUAUUUUUUGAAUUUACGAAAAAUUUGAAUAAUAUAAUGUAUUUUUUUAUUGUAUUAUUCCGACUAAUACAAUGUUUUUACUCUUAAAAAAAUUACGAGACAUGUGCAGAGCGGAGCUAACUACCUCCCCGCUCAGUAGCCACCGUUGAUUACUUAAAAUGACGGACCAUCUACAACGAUCUGACGGCCUGCUCUGUUCCGAAUAUCCUACCGAAAAACUUAAAACUCAGCUAAAAAAUAGAAAUCCAAAGCUUCAAAAUUAAGUAAAAUUAAAAAUAAGAGACGAAAAUGACGUUUUCUCUCUCAGCCUCUCUCUUCCUACCUCCGGAGAAAAAGAAGGGGGCGUUAGAUAGAGCUAUUACCAAUACUGGUGGCGAGAAAAGCUGACGCUAGAUUUUCUCGAGAAAUGGCAGAAGAAGAUGAAAAAGAAGGUGAGAUUCUUUGAUAAACCCCUUUCUCGUUUAACCCUCUUUUUCCUUUGUUCCCUUUCAUUCAUUUUCUUCAUUUGCCAGCACAAAUCCGGUAAUCUGUCUCAUACGUAGCUUUCAUUUCUUCUUCCAGCCUGUUUGACCCUCGUGCCUUCAUUUUUGCAGAAUUUUGUAAAAUAUGUGAACGUUAUGUCUUUACGUGUAAUUGAUGUUCUGGGUUUGUAGGGGCAUCGUUAGUUUAGGGUUUGGGGUUUGGUUAUAUGCUGACAUUGUUUAGAAUUGUGGUUUCCCUCAUGGAGGAUUCCCCUGUUUCCCUUCAUUUGGCAUCCUGAACUUGGUCUACAUUGUUCUCCAGAGUUUGAUAGGUCUCUUAAUUUUGACCAUGGUGAAAAUAAGAAAUCAGUUGAUUCAUUUUGUUCAUAUGACAAGUACCAGCCUGUUUAUGGUUUGGUAUGCUCGAAAUUUGUUGAUGAGAAAUUUAAUUGGGUUCUGAUGAGAAAUUUGAUCUUAUUCUGCCAGGCUACACACAGAGCUGAGGGUUAUUUUUUUUAUUUCGAGUUGCCAAGCGAUUGAAGCUUGGUUAUCUUCUCAAUUCCGGAUUGCUCAACCAGGAGCCAUUCUUUUUAUUGGAUUUGCUCAAAAUCAUAUCAAGAAGGCUCCUACUAUUAUGGGAUUUCUUGUCUCUACUGCAAUUCAGAGUUAGUUGGGGUAGAGACUUUAGAUGGAUGUCACCUCUUCUGGUCCAAUCAGCAUCUCCCGAACCAAUCCCCUUUGCUUAUAGAUCAUAUCAAAAUGCAUCAUCACGACCAUGAGCACGUAAUAAUUGACAUAUCAAGAAAUGAUGUGGCUUCUUCAUCAGCCUCAUCACCUCGUGAUGAUUUCCAUCUCGAAUCGCAUCAUGAAGACAGACCUUCCAACAGCACUACAGAAGACGUUCUCAAUUACCAGACUUCUUCAACUAUGUCGACCAGGUUAAACUCUAGGAACUCAACAUUCUCGAGGAGAGGCGAUUCGUAUGGCCGGCGAAGGAGGAGUCCUUUGAAUUCUGGGUUAUGGAUCUCCGUGGAGUUACUUAUCACAGUGGGCCAGAUUGUGGCUUCUGUCGUGGUUUUGUUGCUCUCGAGAAAUGAACACCCACAAGCCCCAUUAUUUGCUUGGGUUGUCGGUUAUGCGUCAGGCUGUGUGACCACCCUUCCAAUCCUGUACUGGCGUUUUCGUACUCGCAACCAAGGUAUUCUGCAAGAUCCCCUGCAAUCACAUGAAGGCAAUUCGCCAGUAGGGAUUCCUGAUUCUACACCAUAUACUGCUAUCUCUAUUAGUCAGGAUGAGAUGAAUGAACCAUCAACAAGGGAUAAUCAAGCGCCGGGGAAUCUAACUAGAAGAAUUAAUAGCAUAAUGGAUCAUCUGAAGAUGGCAUUAGAUUGCUUCUUUGCAGUGUGGUUUGUUGUUGGCAACGUAUGGAUAUUUGGAGGUCAUGCAAGUCCAGCCGAUGCACCGAAAUUGUACAAAUUGUGUAUAGUUUUCCUUACUUUUAGCUGUAUAGGAUAUGCAAUGCCGUUUAUAUUAUGCGCAACAAUCUGUUGCUGCUUGCCUUGCAUAAUCUCUCUCCUUGGCUAUCGGGAAGAGUUAUCUCAAACAAGAGGAGCCACCACCGAGUGCAUAAAUAGUCUGCCAAAGUACAAGUUCAAGUUGAAGAACGGUGGGGGUGGAUUUCGAGAUCGUGAUGGCUGUGAAACGGGCGAAGGAGGGGUCUUGGCUGCCGGGACAGAAAAGGAGCGUAUGAUAUCUGGUGAAGAUGCUGUGUGCUGCAUAUGCUUAAACGUGUAUGACGACAAUGAAGAGCUGCGGGAACUACCUUGUGGCCAUGUAUUCCAUGUAGAGUGUGUGGAUAAGUGGCUGAAGAUCAAUGCCUGUUGCCCACUGUGUAAAAAUGAGAUUUGUGAUGGCGGGGACGAUGGUUCUUCUCCAACGCCACGAGAUGCUAGCAGCAACCAACAUUAAUUUGAAGGCCUGAAGGAGGGAUCCAAUGUAUGUGGCAGAAAGUUGCAGAGGAUUUGAUUGCAACUCAGCACCAUCUACCUGCAUUGAGUUUUUUUUUUUCUUUUUCUUUUUGAGCGAAGCAAAUGGCUAGAAGAAGCUAAAGUUUUGCACUGGGGGUGCGCCAAGCAUAGAUUUGUACCAUAAUUUAGGUAAUCAUGGCUGCCUCAAUCCAUUUAACACCCAUUCAACAUUGUUGUGAACUGAAGAUAUAUUGUCAAUCAAUGUACAGUAUAGAUUCAAUAAUCGUUUUAUUUGUUUGUAUGAGAGGAAUUAUGUUUGAAAUAUAUUUGUUAUACAUUAAUUAACUACUAUUAAUUAUUAAUUAAUUAAUAUAAACCUGAAGUAUGGUUACCGUUCACUGACCGUUUCAUUAGCAGGCUGCCAAAUAUAUGGGGGGUGGUGGGGUGGUUUCAACUUUCAAGAUGUCCCAAAAAUAAGCUGCAUUUAAGGCCAACAUUAAAUUUAGAAUUACGGA